This is a messenger RNA of Plutella xylostella (diamondback moth), 1481 nucleotides long. Its product is annotated as putative methyltransferase-like protein 15 homolog. Gene Ontology annotation, molecular function: rRNA (cytosine-N4-)-methyltransferase activity. NCBI's taxonomy places the organism in Eukaryota, Metazoa, Arthropoda, Insecta, Lepidoptera, Plutellidae. The record is from RefSeq and is a predicted model, not a curated record. Gene Ontology annotation, biological process: rRNA base methylation.
UCGACCUGUCAGCUGUCAAUGUAUACUUGACACAUUAGUGCAAGAUUUUUUGUGGAAAUUUGUGGGUCAACCUUACGUAAAUAAAUGAGAAAUUUACCUAAAAUGCAGUAAAAAUCAACAGCUAUGACUAGCCAAUACAAAAAGUUCACGAAGUUAAUCGCUAAAUGGCCUUUGGAUAUUACGAAAGGUGAAAGAGACCUCGGCAAAGUAAUAAGGGAUAAAGUUAAAUCUGCUUUUGAGUCCACUGAAAAAGGAAAUUUUGACUCUGACAUGUGCAAUCGUCAAUACACAAUCCUCAACAAGCUCGCUGACAAUCACUACAAGAACAAGUACAAGAGGACUAAAAUAAGUUCAGCAACCGGCCUGAACCCUGAAGAAUGUAAUUUGAUUCUCUCCGACGAAGUUUUAGAGUACCUCAAAGAAGAAAACAAAGUGCUUCGACGCCAUUUCUCAGCACAGGCACAGGAGUACCGAGACCACACCCCUGUCAUGUUAAAUGAGUCAAUAAAACAUCUAAAUCCUUUGGACAAUGAGUUGUAUAUUGACAUGACAUUUGGUGCUGGUGGGCAUUCAAGGCGAAUACUAGAAACAGCUGACUGUAAACUUAUAACUUUAGAUAGAGAUCCAGUUGCAUAUGAAAAAUCACAACAAUUAGCAAAUGAGUUCCCAAACAGAGUUACUCCUCUAUUAGGAAGAUUCAGUGAAUUACCUACACUUCUGAAAGAUAAAGGGAUAAAACAAUCCUCUGUAGAUGGAAUCUUAUUUGAUUUUGGUUGUUCUUCAAUGCAGAUGGACACAGGGGAAAGAGGCUUCUCAGUCAGCAAAAAUGGCUAUUUAGAUAUGAGAAUGGAUGCAGGCCGAGAUCCAAAUCAAAUAACAGCCCGGGAAGUGCUAGCCACAGCAAAUGAGCAUGAACUAUACAAGAUAUUUAAAAUCUAUGGUGAAGAGAAGAAAGCUGCUAAAAUAGCACAAACAAUCAUACAAGCUAGAUACAUGUUCAAAAACAUAGAAACAACUCAAGAGUUAGUAGAUGUAGUCAAUUCAGUGUGUCCCGAUGAAGUGAGAUUAGACAAGCUACAGAGACCACAAUCAAAUGCUACCAAAGUAUUUCAGGCCCUCAGGAUCUUUGUGAAUAAUGAGCUCAAUGAAAUGAACUACGGCAUGGUUUUAGCUAAGUAUUACUUGAAAAUCAAUGGCAGAUUAGUGACAAUAUGCUUUCACUCACUGGAAGAUACUAUAGUUAAGAGGCACAUAGCCGGUAACUUGGUUAAUGAGGUGGCCAAUCCUGUUCCCCUGAAGUAUUUGAGUCCAAUGUUGGUGCAGGAUCAGCAAACUAUAGACCACUUCCUGUCGACGCCAUGGAAGCAGCUGGUGAAGCAUGUGGAGGUGCCAACCGAGGAGGAGGUGGACAGGAACCCGAGGAGCCGCAGCGCCCGCCUGCGAGCUGCUCUCAAGAUCAAAUAGAAGAUUAAAUAGGUUUU